AUGGAAGGUCAUAGUUUUGGAGACGACCAUGGGCACGAAAAUUAUGAACACGUGAAGGAAUUGAAAGGUUCAAACACCACCGAUGACCCUGCUCCCACGCUUUCUCCAGUGCCUCAUGUUGCGCACCACCAUCACGGGAUGCCCAUCCUUGAAAUGAAUCUUAAACCAGAGGAAAGGCUAUUCUGGGAAAAUUACUCGACGGAAACCUACUUCACCACGCCGUCCAACCACAGAGCAGCUCUUUAUCUUCAUAUUGCUCUCUGGGCGCUCCCGUAUAUUUUCUUGUAUCCAUUGGUGCUAGUGUUCUGGAACACCAAGUCGAGGCUCUUUUUUCCAGCAUUAUCCGUGCACAUUGGCGCCGUGUGCGUUUCGAUCAUCAACUACUGGGUGUUUGCCGGUUCGAUCCGUGAUGACUUGUACCCUAACAACGCGUUUCACCCCAUGUGCGCCAUCUUGUUCGUUGGAUCCAUCGUGCAUUGGGCCGUUGCUCUUGUGGCCACGGCUUACUCCUCGCUCGACAUUGAUAGCCACGCUUACUUUGCCGUGGACGAUGAAGGGGCUUCCUCUGAUGACGCGUCUUCAAUUGACUCGCCUCAAUUGACCUUGAGAGACUCCCACUCCGACUCGUUCGAGCUUGACGACAUGACCCCCGGUGAAAAUAGCCAUUUGCAUACUUCCAACACUUCGAUGAUCUCAAAAAAGCCAAACUGGGUCACUAGCUUUGUGGUUCGUUUCCCCAUGUUCCGUCAAGUUGUGACCGCGUUUGGCAGAACCGCGCUGGUUCUAACCGCAGUGAUGAAUUGGGUCCUGUUCUUCUAUUUCCUCAUUUACACAGGUGUUGCUGUGGCAACUUAUGCUGUUUACGGUGCUGACAAGACCAUGUUCAAUAUGUUAGCACAUUUCAUCAAGGGCGGUGUGUUCUUUGCCUUGGGCUUGCUCACUUUGGCUCGCUACUGCGGCGCUUUUGCUGACAAGGGCUGGGCCUGGAAUCACCGUUUUGUUCCUGUCAGGAAAGCUCACCGGGGUUGGUUCAAGUGGCAGCCUGCGGGCCUUUGGUCGAUGGAGUUUGUUGAGAGUUCCCUUAUCUUAUUCUAUGGAUCUACAAACAUAUUCUUGGAGCACCUUGCCAAUCCUGGUGGUGCAUGGUCCGCGAAGGAUUUGCAGCAUGUGUCAAUUGCUUUCAUUUAUAUUGGCUGUGGCCUCUGUGGUGUGUUAGUGGAAAAAAAGUUGAAUAACUACCGGUUCCAGAAGGCUACUGAACACAUGGCUCUUGUGGCUGACUCCAAAGAUGUUGCUCGUGUGGCAAAGGCCAUGCCUGGGUUCUCUCCAAACCCAUUUCCCAUCUUGACUAUCUACUGGACAGGUGUUCUCAUGUCUAAGCACGAACAAGCCUCUGAAUUGUCCACUGCAAUCCACACUCAAUGGGGUAAUCUUUUCGUCACUGGCUGCGCGUUCAGACUCAUGACUUAUGUGCUUCAAAUGGUGACUCCUGUCAACAGCAAGUCGUUAACCAGACCACUGAGCCCAAUGACUGAGUUGGUAGUGAGUUUCACCUUGAUGUGUGGCGGCCUCAUCUUCAUGGAGUCUUGCGACCCUGUAGUUUACACGUUCGAAUACUACGGGUACACGCCUAUGUUUACGCUUAAUGUGUCUCUAGGUGUCGUCACACUUCUCAUGUCGUGGGAAAUGUCUGUCUUUGCAUUCAAGGACUGGCUCAAGGCGAAGAAGAGCUCGCUCACGACCAUGGCGUGA
Candidozyma auris is the source of this 1752-nucleotide messenger RNA. RefSeq lists its product as uncharacterized. NCBI's taxonomy places the organism in Eukaryota, Fungi, Ascomycota, Pichiomycetes, Serinales, Metschnikowiaceae. The transcript has a single exon. Bases 1 to 1752 code for a protein of 583 amino acids. The record is from RefSeq and is a predicted model, not a curated record.